This is a messenger RNA of Penicillium daleae, 1920 nucleotides long. RefSeq names its product fungal specific transcription factor domain-containing protein. The transcript has 4 exons. Gene Ontology annotation, molecular function: DNA binding; zinc ion binding. NCBI's taxonomy places the organism in Eukaryota, Fungi, Ascomycota, Eurotiomycetes, Eurotiales, Aspergillaceae. The coding region runs from base 1 to 1920 and encodes 639 amino acids. The record is from RefSeq and is a predicted model, not a curated record. Gene Ontology annotation, biological process: DNA-templated transcription.
AUGAGUUUAAUCCCAGCCGAGGAGCUUUUACGGCCUUCGCGGUCCUUUACGGCUCCAUCGCUCAGCAUUUUAUUCUGUCAGCCUUCGGCUCCUGAGCCUCUGCUGUGGUAUAUCCCUCAUCGCAUUAUUGCGGACAAACUGCUUGAGCAGUAUUGGAAUGCUGUUCAUCCUGUCGCACAAGUCCUUCACAGGCCCUCGUUUGUGCAGCGAUAUGAAACUCUUUGGGAAGCCAUUGAGGAUGGAGAACGAGUCACACCGUCUCUGUUAGCGAUCGUGUACUCUGUUCUCUUCUCAGCCGUGGUCAGCAUGUCUGAAGAGCAAGUCUUUGAAGUCUGCCAACAUUCCCGGCAUGAGUUGAAGAACUGCUUGAAGCUGGGCGUUGAGGCUUCUCUGGGGCGUGCUCAAUUGCUCACAUCCACAAAAAUUGAAACGUUACUAGCCUUUGUGGCUUACCUGAUGCCAAUGUGUGUAGAUGAAAUCUCCCGUGCGCACACUGUUUUGACUGGCAUGGCAAUUAGGCUAGCAGAAUGUAUGGGGCUUCACCGUGAUCCAUCUGAGUACGACUUCUCUCCAUCCGAAUGCCAAGUUAGACGCGUCAUCUGGUAUCAAAUCUCCUACCUAGAUCUCCAGACCAGUGAAAUCCAGGGACCUAGGCCAUACAUCCAUCCCGAUGGGUACACCACACAACUUCCAUUAGAUGUGGCUUCUUCCAGUUCACCCUCUCCGCAUUCCACAUCCACUUGGAAUGAUAUGAUAUUUUCCAUGAUCCGAUUUGAAUGCCAGGAGAUGCAGCGCAAGUGCUUAUACCUGCGUAUCCGGGUCGACCAGGAAAAAAUCGGCCUUACCAGAGCAAUCUCUAAGAUUGACGCAUUCCGCGUUUCGAUGGAUGCAAAAUAUGGCCCUUAUCUCAACUCAGUGAACCCGAGUCCAAUGCAAAGAAUGGCACAGCUUGUGUUGAAGCUCUUCACCAGCCUAAUGUACCUCGUUCCCCUGCACCGGUAUAUGAACAGCAUUACUUAUAGCAUUCCUGAUAAGCUACGCCAAAUCGUUCUGACCAAAGGUACCGAGGCGCUGGAAGCUGCCAUGGGACUCGAAUCAACCCAGGAUCUCAAACAGUGGUCCUGGUAUAGUGGUGCCUACCAGCAAUAUCAUUCGGCACUCCUGUUGCUAAAUGAGGUGUUCAUGUUCCCAAUGCGUAGGGAGGCAAAUCGGAUUUGGCGCUGCUUGGAUUUCGUUUUUGCUGAUGCCUUGAUCACUAUACCUCCCAUAGAUAUGAAGAGGGGUAUCCCGACGCUCCACGAUAUUAUUGGACAUCGAGACAUGAAAGCGAGAUAUUUGCUGAGCAUGGUAUGUGAUCGAAUGAGGGUGUAUCAAAAAGCCAAGGGCUUGAAGAAUCCCGUUCAAUUCGAGGACUCGAUGAUCGCCGUCACACCCCAGAAAGAUGGUGAUACUACAGACCCCAGGUUGCCCCUUAGCCAUGCCCAUGGGGAGCCAGAAUCAGCCGCACAGAGUCAGAAUCCACCAGCAGCCCCUGAUCCUCCAGUGCCUUCACCCGAGGAGGUGGACCUAUACAUAGGUCAUUUGACCUCUAUAUUACCAUACCGUGGCGUCGCCAUAUCAGGUCAGCACAAUGACACCGUGGACAAUAUAGUGACUCCAUUGGCUUCAUCAACUGGGGAGUUCCCUCCGUGGAUUCAAUACCGCGAAUUAGACCCUGGAGUAGACAGCAACACGAAGCUCCAGCCUAGCCAUCUCCCCAGCUCCGCCUCCAGUGCUAGCCCGAAUGAGAGCCUGCCGACCAAACAGUGCGUUGGAGCGCAUGGUAGGAAUGGCAGUACUGAUUCUCAAAUGCUUGAAAUUGACUGGCCAAAAGAUGGUUAUUUUGAUAUGCCAGAUGAUUUGCAUAUGGAGGCCUUGUAG